CUGUCUCUCUCUCCCCACCUGCGAUUGACACCAGCCCCCGCACUCCACCACAAAACCUUUCUCCUCUCUCUUUGGCUCUGCAGGCUCCUCUCAAAUUUCUUUUCACUCUACGCCCAUAAAUUGUUCACAUUUCCGUCAAUCCCUCAGCACCUGUCUUUCCAUAUUUUUCAAGCAGACCCAACAUUCAUCGAUAUUUGCGUAGGCGGUCCAAAAAGAGAAGAAAAUCCGCAGUGCCGCCCUUGCCGGAAUCUCUCCUCCUCCUCUUUUUCUCCUUUCAGAUUGCAGUCCCUGCACCUCCCCAUAUUCUGGACGAACCCCUCCGAUGCAUUAGAGAAUAGAGAGUAGAGAUCGGUGGAGUUCAGUUCAGUCUUGGCUCGGGAACAGCCGAACAGGAGAGCUGGGAGCCCGUACGGCGGUGGGGGAGGGAGAGUACGUACGUAUCCCACGGUCCCACCAGCACGCGGCCGCGUUACAGGGUGUGCGUACGCACGGGCCCUUUUCUGGUGCGCGCUCUGAAUGCGCUCUUGAUAUCUCUCGGGUCCUCCUCGACCCGCUUCUGCUUCGGUUGCGGGCGGCUCAACUGCUGGUGCGCAGCGGGAAGAGCGGUGAAACGUGGCAUUUUGAUCCGGUUUUCCGCGUGCUUUAUCCGUGGCGAAGCCGCCGCGAUCCCUGGGAGACAUUUUUCUAUUACAACAAUCGCUAUAUAAUAGUUGCCGCUGCUCAACCGGUUCAGUUUACAAUUGUGCUUUCCUCUUGCUGUAUUUUAGGAUUCUUGAGAAGCCCUCUAUGUGACUAUCUGAUUCUCCACCAACCCCUUCAAGUUUUAGGAUCCAUUCGUCUGUACUUCACAAACUCUGGACCCUUGGAGAUAAUCCAUCUGAUACACAACUUGCUGCAAGAAUUCGACGGCAAAUGGGCCAAAGAACCGCAGCGAUACCUGGUUUGAGGGCUUUUGGAGGUGUUUCGAGCAACAUGUUCCUGUUCUCCUCAUCUAAAUUCCACUUGAACAUGUGGUUUCUGUGGAUCCAGACCUCCAAAGUUGGAAUUUGAUCACUUGCGUCAGGGCUUCUUGGCUUCCUUAUUUGCCAUUAUGGGGGACCAGAACUCAUGGCUUAGGAGGACCAAGUACUCUCACACUAUCUACACGAGGGUGGAUCCUCGCUGGGCACCUGUUGCCCCGCUUGGCAAGGAUGUUGAGAGGAAUCUGCAGGUUGCUCCGCUUGGUAAGGAUGUCGAGAGGAAACUGCAGAAAUUUGUGAGUAUGGGUAAGUCUGUGUCAAUGCCCGUUGAUCGGGAGGACGAAGAUACAGGGACUGCACUCAAGCACUCUGCUAGCUUGCCGCUAGUUCGAUCCUCGCUUCAGCUUGAUAGGGAUAAAGCCAACAAGCCGAAGAAGGCAAGUUUGGAGAUUCCUUCAAGCACCCCAAUGAACUCGGAUAAUUCCAAUGGUCCAAGGGCAAGGAGCCUGGUCAAGAGCCCAAGUUCAAUGAUGCUCCUCAGCUACUUGAACAAAGCACCCUCAAAUCAAGGUUCUAGUCCACAAAAGGCUGGUGGACCUCAGCACAGACCGAGAUCAAAGUCCCCCCUUCCCAAUAUUGUGCCUUCCGAAGUGUUCAGGGAAGCACAGUCUAGCAGCCAGAGGUUUGCAAGCCCUCCUCCACAUCGAAGAGGAUCUGAAAAGAGCAUCUAUGGCAAAUCAUUUGCUAGGCAAGUGCCUGAUAUGGGUCAAAGUCCCGAUUGGUGUUCAACUCCAGUGGUAUCUUGUAGGCACAAGUCUCAAAAGGAUAAUUCUUGGACAAGGAAAUACAAUGGUGGAAGGAGAGUUAGUGCAGUGGACACUACUAAUGAUCGGAGGGGCCAGAGGGUUAGAAUGAAUCAGGUGGUGCAAACAACAGUUGAUUGGACACUCGAUCCAUCCAAGCUGCUCGUUGGGCAGAGGUUUGCUAGCGGAGCAUAUAGCCGGCUGUACAGAGGAUUCUAUGAUGAUAAACCAGUUGCAAUUAAAUUUAUCCGCCAACCUGAUGAUGACGACAAUGGGAAGAUGGCUGCAAAACUUGAAAAGCAGUAUAACAGUGAGAUCAAUUCUCUAUCUCACCUGUAUCACAAGAAUGUGAUCAAGCUUGUAGCAGCCUAUAAAUGCCCACCGGUUUUUUACAUCAUUACCGAGUUCCUCCCUGGUGGUUCCUUAAGGUCAUACCUAAAUAGCACAGAACACCACCCCAUCCCUCUGGAGAAGAUCAUAUUCAUUGCUCUCGAUGUUGCCCGUGGGAUGGAAUACGUGCACUCUCAAGGGGUGGUCCAUCGUGACAUUAAGCCUGAGAACAUCCUCUUUGACGAGAACUGUGUGAAGAUUGCUGAUUUUGGUAUUGCCUGUGAGGAGACUUUAUGUGAUGUGCUAGUGGAGGAUGAGGGCACUUACAGGUGGAUGGCUCCUGAGAUGAUCAAGCAAAAGGCAUACAACCGGAAGGUGGAUGUCUACAGCUUUGGAUUGCUCUUGUGGGAAAUGGUGUCUGGAAGAAUUCCUUAUGAGAACUUGACCCCUUUCCAAGUGGCUUAUGCUGUUGCAAACAGGAACUUGAAGCCAACAAUUCAUCCAGAAUGUCCACCAGCUCUGAGACCCUUGAUUGAGCAGUGUUGCGCGUUGCAGCCUGACAAGAGGCCUGACUUCUGGCAGAUUGUGGAAGUCCUGGAACAGUUCCAUUCUGUUCUCUCGCAGGGUGGCUGCCUCGACACACCGAAGAGCGGCACCUGCCAGGACCACAAGAAGCGACUUCUGCAUUGGAUUCAGAAACUGAAACCAUCACAUAGCACCUGAGUAACUGAGUUGUUGUCUCAUCUUUUCAGCCGUAGUUUUAUCCGGUUGGGUAUGCUCAGUAGUUUAGCAUAAGCUUUACCUUUUGCUCUUUUGAAAAGAAAGGAUCCUUGCUUCAAGGAACCCGUGUUCUAUGAUGCUUGCAGCUGUUUGUCUGGGUCUGCGAAUAGAUUUUACAGUAGCUGUAUAUGACCAUGCUUUGCACUCUGUCUUCUCCCUUGUUAAAUUAAAUAGCCUGCAGUUAAUCUGA
This is a messenger RNA of Phragmites australis (common reed), 3062 nucleotides long. RefSeq lists its product as uncharacterized. Bases 1091 to 2815 code for a protein of 574 amino acids. Gene Ontology annotation, molecular function: ATP binding; protein kinase activity. NCBI's taxonomy places the organism in Eukaryota, Viridiplantae, Streptophyta, Magnoliopsida, Poales, Poaceae. Gene Ontology annotation, biological process: protein phosphorylation. The transcript has 4 exons. The record is from RefSeq and is a predicted model, not a curated record.